Mastomys coucha (southern multimammate mouse) is the source of this 2834-nucleotide messenger RNA. It is a transcript of the gene Cylc2, whose product is annotated as cylicin 2. Bases 80 to 1324 code for a protein of 414 amino acids. The record is from RefSeq and is a predicted model, not a curated record. Gene Ontology annotation, cellular component: nucleus. Lineage: Eukaryota; Metazoa; Chordata; Mammalia; Rodentia; Muridae. Gene Ontology annotation, molecular function: structural constituent of cytoskeleton. The transcript is spliced from 12 exons.
UCACAGAGUUCUUGUUCUCUUAUGACAUCAUUUUUCCACAUCACCAAACUUAGGCCCUGGCAAGUCACAGGUGGGAGAAAUGUCUAUACCAAGAUUCCUAAAAGUAACAUAUGGAGCAUACGAUAAUUAUAUUCCAGUCAGUGAAUUAAGCAAAAAAUCAUGGAAUCAACAAUACUUUUCCCUGGCAUUUCCCAAACCACCAAGGCCAGGAAAGAAACGGAGAUCACUACCUUCCCAGUUACAGAAAAAUAGAGCUCCUGUAAUUGAUGAAGAAAAAUUAGGAAUUCACAGACCACCACUAUGGAUGCACCGUUCCCUGAUGAGAAUAUCUGAGAGACCAUCCGUUUAUUUAGCUGCCAGGAAAAACCUUCCACCCAAAUCCCCUCGUUUUGGCAGGGGAGAGUCUAAAAGAGUGGGCACACCCAAGUCUUUGGCUUCAGAAAAGACAAAGAAAGAAACGAAACUGAAAAAAGAUGAAUUUGAAGCAAAAGAGAGGACAGGAUUAAAGACAGACAAGGCAGAAAGUCCCAAAGCAGUUGCAAAGAAAAUUUCAAAAGAUUCACAAAAGGGAAAAACAUCUUCCGAAUCUGAAGGAGAAAAGGCUGGUGUGAAGAAGGAAUCCAAGAAAGCUAAAAAAGACGCAAAGGGUAAAGAUUCGGCCUCAGAAUCUGGAAGUGAAAAGCCUGCUUCGAAGAAGGCAGCCAAGGCCAGUACUAAAAAAGGCGCGAAAGGUAAAGAUUCGGCCUCAGAAUCUGAAGGUGAAAAGCCUGGUGCGAAGGAAUCCAAGGCCAGUAUUAAAAAAGGAGCGAAGGGUAAAGAUUCGGCCUCAGAAUCUGGAGGUGAGAAGGCUGGUUCAAAGAAGGAAACCAAGCCCACUAAAAAAGCCUCAAAGGAUAAAACUUCAGCUUCAGAAUCUGGAGGUGAGAAGGCUGGAUCGAAGAAGGACUCCAAGGCAGAUACAAAAGGCUCAAAGGGUUCAGAAGGAACAGUUGUAAGUACAGCAGCUGACAAAGAUGGAGAAAAGAAAGAAGAAAAACCCCCUGUUAAACAAGAUUCAAAAGCCAAAAUUAUAGUUACAGAUUCUGCAAGUGAAGUGGGAGAUGUAAAGAAAGAGGGCAAGAAGAAGGAAGGGAAAAAGGAGAAGAAGCAAAAAGGAGAUGGAGAAGGAAAAGAGGGUGGUAAGAAAGAGAAGAAAGAGAAGAAGGACAAGAAGGACAAGAAGGACAAGAAGGACAAGAAGGACAAGAAGGACAAGAAGGACAAGAAAGACAAGAAAGACAAGAAAGACAAGAAAGACAAGAAAGACAAGAAAAAGGCAAAGUAGGUCUUGGUUCAAAAAGCAAACUGAAGAUAAGAACUCCAAACCAUAUUCAGUGAACCCAUGUCAGUAGUCUUAACAUUCAUCUGUGAGAUAAAAGAAGUGUACAAAGAUUAACCAAAUCAUUUAUUAAAGAGAAAAAAAUUACAGGGUAAAAUGAAAAUAUACUCAUGGAAUUAAAAAAGAACUAAGAAAACUUCAUAGGAUUCAUCAAACAAUGUGGAAGAUACCUAUUUUAAAUUUGUAGCUAUGGAGGUUUAAAAGUAAAAAUCACUAGAGAGAUUCAAAGAAUAUACAAGUAAGAAGGCAUAAAAAAAACGAUUAGGAAACAAGCAACAAAACACCCCACAAUAUCCCAUAAGGACUUUGUUUGAAAAAAUAGAAAAAAAGCUUACAAAAAGCCUUGGUGCUGUCUCUAGAUUUACUGAUGUGCAGCUGAGCUUGUACACUUAAGAAGCACAGUAGCUAAGAGAAGCAAAACAAUGCUUAGAUAAUAGAGUAUGGAUUGAGUAAAUAUCAAAAAUAGCUUCACAAGGAAAACACAUAGAAGAGAAAGAAGAAAGAAAAGGAGUGAGUGUGGAAGGAUGAAGGCAAAGAUGGAAGAAAAGAUAAGAGAGGAAAGACCAUCAUCCAUAGGAAAAAGAGAAAGGACACCUUGAGUUUGUUUACAGGGCCAUCUGAGUUUCAAGUGACCACUUGUAAUCCCUGAUGAACAUUUUUGAUGUAGGAUGAAGCUACUCAUUGACAUCAAAGGAUGUCCUAAUGGCAUCUUCAAAUCAAAAUGACUGCAAUAGAACACUUGAUAUGACCACCAGAGACUAUUGUUUCCCAAAUCUCGAUUCUGCAAUUUAAGCCAGGGUAUCUUCUAAAGCUGGCAAUGUCCAUCAUGAUUGGCAGAGGUGUGAACUUGCUGUUUUUACCAAGUCUGCAAUGAGAAAUCAGAGAAGAGGAGGAAGUCAGGUUGGGCUAUCAAACUUCCAGAAUGUGGAAAGGAAAGAAGAUGAUGAAAUCAAAGAGAUAACACCAGCUCUAAAAAUGAGAAGCAGAAAAAAAACCCAAAAAAACAAAAAGAAAAAGAAAAAACAACAGAACUUUAUUAAGGCCAUUUAAGAAGUACAGCAGAACCCUGGCAAUGAAGACAUUGUAUAGUUUUAUCCAAAAUCUAUGAAAUUAUUUAUUCUGAUAUUACCAGUAAAGAAAAGAAACCAGAAGGAGAGUAAAGCAGAAGACACCGUUAGCACGGAUUUCCAUGGUGACAUAUAAAGCCACAUAACUCUCCUAAUUCACCUCUAAAAUUGCCUUCUUAUUUUAUUCUUUGCCUAUUUCUCAGUGGGUCUACGAGUAGGAACAUCCACAGUUUGCAGGUAUACUAUGAAGAACUUCCCAUUAUGGAAGAGUGCAACAUUUCAUUCUCAUCAUUAUCUUCAUGUCUGUGAAGUUGUCAGGCAGCUCUAAUUUUGAAAGGAAUGAAUUUUAACAUCAGAUGAGAACAUCCAUUAAAACAUCUCUCCAUGGA